GUUCGAAGUGCGCGCUUUCAGCACUAGGUGGCCAAGGAUCCCAAGUCGCACUUUGCCGACUGCUUGGCAUCUGCUUGGCAUGCUCGGGUGCUCGUCUUGUGGUCGUGUUGGGUGUUGAGUUGUUUUGUUGUCUUGUGUUCGUGGUCGGCAAGCAUGGGUGACGGUGAUAGCAGCCGAAAAUACCGGUUCCUCGUGCUGGGAGGAACUGGGUUCAUAGGCAGGCAUCUGGUAGAUUUCUUGUUGAAGCGCAACUUGGCAACCAAGAUUCGGGUUGUGGACAAAGUGCCCCCUCAGAUGGGAUGGCUAAAUGCCAAUCAUAAGGUUGUAUUUGAAGACCCAAUUGUUGAAUAUAAAAGUGCUAACCUGAUUAAUCAAGCUUCUUGCAAAGCUGCCUUUGAAGGGUCUGAAGAGCCUUUUGACUUUGCAGUCAAUUUGGCUGGUGAAACCAAAAUUAAUCUCCCAGACUCUGUGUACCAGGAAGGAAUUGCAAAGCUGAGUGAGAACUGUGCAAAAGAGGCCAUUGCUCAUAAUAUCAAGCGCUACAUUGAAAUCUCUUCUGGACAUAUUUAUGCCGAAGGAAAAAAGCCAUCUCAAGAGGAAAGUGCUUUGGAUCCUUGGACUGCAGUUGCUCGAUUUAAGAGGGACGUGGAAAAAACCCUGGAAGCAUUCAAAGAUCUGGACUACGUCAUUCUGCGCCCUGCUCUUGUGUAUGGCGUGGCCGACAAACGUAGCAUCACUCCUCGGAUUUUGGUUGGUGCUGUUUACAAACAUCUCAAAAAAACAAUGAAGCUUCUGUGGACCAAAGACCUCAAGAUGAACACUGUUCAUGUGUCUGACCUUUGUAGUGCUGUGUGGCAUGUGUGUCUUCAUGGAAAAGCUCGUGAGGUCUACAAUGUUGUUGAUCUCGGAGACACCACACAAGGAAAAAUCACAGACAUUAUUUGUGAGAUCUUUGGAGUGAACCAUGGCUAUUGGGGGACGGCUGCUUCCUUCUUGGCCAAAGCUGACAUGCAAGGUGCAGUGCAGGAAAUCAAUGAAAAGCACUUGGCACCCUGGGCAGAAGCUUGUCAGAAGGAUGCCAUAGCAAACACUCCUCUGUCUCCUUAUCUGAGCCAAGAGUUGCUCUACGACAAAAAUCUCUGCAUGGAUGGGAGCAAGCUUCAAAGCAUCGGCUUCACCUACCGUGUUCCCGAGAUCAACAAAGACUGCAUUAACGAGAUAAUCGACGACUACAUUGAGAUGAACAUUUUUCCAAAGUCGCUGAUCAAAUGACGAGGCAAAGCAAGCAGAGGAGCUAAUCGAGCUAGUCAGCUGCUGUUCAUCUAGGACACCAAGUGCCUCUGGGUAACACUCAGUCUAAAAAAAUUGCCAUUAACCAGUUGCAAUGCAGCCCCGGUGCUCAAUAGCAUUUUUUUUAUGGUAUUUACACCUUGUUGCUUUUUGAGGUCUGCAUUUUGUUGAACAUUCUUAUUCCAACCUUACAUUCCUCUAAAGGCAUUUACGCUCCUCUAAAGGCAAUAUAUUGCACUGUUGAAACGUUUUACGCACUGUCUUUACACAAUUCCGACCAUGGUCUUCACAGAGCGUUAUUGUGAUAUCGACACGAUAAUAAAGACCGUGAGAAAAUGUG
This is a messenger RNA of Ixodes scapularis (black-legged tick), 1630 nucleotides long. RefSeq lists its product as uncharacterized. Bases 154 to 1272 code for a protein of 372 amino acids. Lineage: Eukaryota; Metazoa; Arthropoda; Arachnida; Ixodida; Ixodidae. The transcript has 13 exons. The record is from RefSeq and is a predicted model, not a curated record.